Molecule: messenger RNA, 1092 nt
Organism: Nanorana parkeri
Lineage: Eukaryota; Metazoa; Chordata; Amphibia; Anura; Dicroglossidae
Product: galactoside 3(4)-L-fucosyltransferase-like
Exons: 1
Coding region: 1-1092 (363 amino acids)
Cellular component (GO): membrane
Molecular function (GO): alpha-(1->3)-fucosyltransferase activity
Source: RefSeq, a predicted model, not a curated record
AUGAUUUUGGCUUCUCUCAACCAGAAGGUCAUAAUAAUAUUCCUGUUGCUUUUUAUGCUGCUUUCCUUCUUCUGGAGUCGUGUGGAUGUAAGAGCAAGACACUUAAUAUGUGCAGAAAAGAUGGUGACACAGGAAAAUAUCACCCAGAAUAUAAAAGAGAAAGAGAUAAUUCCCCAGCAAAAGAAAGAGAAAGAGGUUCUAAUCCUGAUUUGGCACUGGCCUUGGGGAUACACCUUCCCAUUAGAUAGAUGCUACCAAGAUUUCGGUAUCCCAGGCUGCAAGAUGACGACAGACAGGAGUCUAUACAGUGUUGCCGAUGGUGUGAUCAUUCAUCAUGUGGAAAUAAUGUAUAACAAAAACCUAUUGCCUCAACAACCACGACCUAUUUUCCAAUAUUGGGUGUGGGCCAAUGUGGAGCCACCACUGAUUAUUAAAAACUUGGAUAUGUUGGACAACGUAUUUAACAUGACUAUGACGUUCCGUCAGGAUUCAGAUGUUUUUGUCCCAUAUGGUCAGAUUGAAACCCUAAAGGAACCACAAAACUUUACCAUGCCGAAAAAAUCCAAACUAGUGGCUUGGGUAGUCAGCAAGUGGUAUCCAGGUGUCCGAAGGAUUUCCUAUUAUGAGGAGCUAAAAACAUAUAUUUCUGUUGAUGUUUAUGGGUCAAAACACAAAAAGCUCAUCUGGGAAGAUUUCCAUUCUACAUUAUCUCAGUACAAAUUUUACUUGGCCUUUGAAAACUCUGAAUACAAGGAUUACAUCACUGAGAAGUUGUGGUCAAAUGCUUUUGGCACCUGGGCCGUGCCAGUUGUGUUGGGAACUUCAAGGGAAAACUAUGAACGUUUUGUUCCCGGCGAUGCCUUCAUUCAUGUGGAUGACUUUCCAAACGCUAAGGAGCUGGCUGCCUACCUUCUUGAGUUAGACAAAGAUGAUGUGAAGUACCGCAAGUAUUUCAAUUGGAGAUCUCACUACCGUGUAAAUUUAUUGACCGGAUGGCAAUAUAGAUACUGCCAAGCUUGUGAACCAAUAAGAAAAGCACCUAGAUACCAGGUCAUUCACAGUUUGGCCAAAUGGUUUACAAAGGAAGUCUGA